AAAACAAAACAAACAAACAAACAACAAAAAGCAAAGCAAAGAAAAUGUCAGGCACGCAGUCGAAGGACACUGCGACAAAGACUAAAGAAACGGCUAAUGAGGCAGCAACUGGCACGCCCAUAACAACAACAGCAACGCCCACAACAACAACAUCAACAACAACAGAAACAGCAGAGGCAACAGCAGGAGCAGCAGCAGCAGCAGCAAAGGCAGCGUCAACAAUUGCCAAGAAAACUUUAACUUCGAGCACGGCUUUGUCAUUGUUUGAUCAGCUGAAAAACGGCGUCAAUUUGAACAGUUUGACAGGCACUGUCGCCAGCACCAACACGUCCCCGUGCCCCUUUGCGCCGCCCGCUGCUCCAACAGUCACAAAUAUUGAACUGAAGCCGCCGCCCCAACCGCCCAAGGGGUCCUUUAGCACGCCCACGCGGCUGCUGCUUGGCAUUGUGCAGGGCACCAAAAGGGGCAGGGAAGCAGCAGCAACAACUGCAACAACAACAACAACUGCAACAACAACAAAAGCAACAACACCAACAACAAAGGCCACAAAAACAACAACAAGCUCUUUGGCAGCAGCAGCAGCAGCUGCUAAAUUGGAUAUCAACGCAUUGCGAUCUCAGCUCUAUCAGGGCGCCAGAAAGACUGCAACAACAACAACAACAACGACAACAACAACAAAAGCAAAUACAACAACAUUAGCAACACGCACGGGAACAACAACAAUAACAACAACUGCCAGAGCAGAUAGAGGAGCACGCGGGAAUGGCAACAGCAUAAAGAAACGCUGCUUGGAUCGCUACGAUUCAUCAGAGUCAUCAGACAGCGGCGUUGCCACCUCGCUAAGCUGCGCGGAUUCCAGCACAGGCUCCAGUGAGGAUGCAUCCGAGCCCGGCUCACCGUACAGUGCGCACUCGCUAUUGAGCGACGAGCAGCAGCUUAACAAAAUGCCGCCACAAAUACUCAGCGCUGCCGCGGGCAGCAGCAGCACAACAGCAACUGCUGCACCAACAGCAGCAGCUGCAACCACAGCGAAUGCAAUUAGAAGCAACAGCAACACUGCCAAAAUCACAACCACAGCAACAACAGCAACAGCAAUCACACAACGCCACAACAACAGCAACACGACGCCGCCUACGCUGCAAUGGCCCUGGAACACGAGCCUGGGCAGCACCUCAACAGCUGUGCCUGCUGCAGCCAGCGCCGCAGUCGCCUCGAAGAAGCGCGCUGCUGUCAACAGCAGCAGUAGCAACUGCAGCAGCAGCAGCAACGAUGCCAGCGGCUUGGCCUGCAUCGCUGUGGCGCCCAAGAAGUUGCGCGCGGAUCUGCAGAGCGGCAGCAACAGCAACAACAGCGGCGACAAAAGACUGAAAGCAGCUGCCCUGGAGGAGUCGCAGACCAAGAUCACGGGCUUCUUCAAGUCGCAAAUGAAGGCGACGCCGGGCAAGCUGUCGGCAACGCCGUCGCCGCCGCCGCCGCAGCCACUGCCACAAGCAACAGCCACGCCCAGCACGCUGACAAUGAGCACGCCGGCAACAACAGCCUCGCUAAACAAAUACUUUAACAUACUCUCGCAGCUCAAUGAGCAAAAGCAGCAGCAGCAGCAGCAACAACAACAGCAGCAACAGUUGCAGCAGCAGCAGCAGCAACAACAGCAGCAACAACAACAGCAGCAGCAGCAGUCCAAGCUAACAACAGCUGCUGCUGCUGCGACUGCUGCCACAUUGCCCGUGCCGGCACUCAAGAAAAUCGAACGCAGCAGCAAGCAGCCCGCCAAAAUUGCCCAAGUGGCGCCCAAUUUACGCAAGACGCCCAGCAGCAACAGUCACGCCCACAACACACAUGCCGCCGCCCACUCGGGCACUGGCAAAUCGCCCGCCAAAAAGCACGUGGCCAUUGCGCCGCGCACGCCCGAAAUGAAGCAGCAGCAGCAGCAGCAACAGCAGCAACAAUUGCAGCUGCAGGCCUCCAAGACGCUGCUCGCAGCAGCUGCCUAUCGUGCGCCUCACAACAGCAACAACAACAGCAGCAGCAGCAAUGCCAAUAACAACAGCAACAGCAGCAACACGACGACAACAAUUGCUGCCAAGCCCUGCCAGAAGCUGCAGCCCGCUGCUGUUGCGCCCACAGCCACGCCCACGGCCAGCCCCACGCUAUAUCAGCUGCCCGUGCAGCUGCCCAAUUUGGUGCAUUUGCCGCCGCAGCUCGCCGCCGCCGCCAACAUAAUGCAGCUGAACAAUGUGGCCAAAGCGGCCGUCGCCGCCGCUGCCAGCAACAAUGCGGCCGCAGCAGCUGCCUCCGCGCAGGCGGCACAAGCGGCAGCCGCGCAAUAUUUUCUGAACGGCACCGUCUUCAAGCUGCAGCAGGUGACAACGGCAACCACGACGACGGCAACAACUGCCACAGCAGCUGCGACCAGUGCGGGCGGAGUCAAUCCCUUCGGCCUGCUCAGCGCCAACGAGCUGCAGGAGCUGCUGCUCAAGCAACAGCAGCAGCAGCAACAACAGCAGCAGCAACAGCUGCCACAGCAGCAACAACAACAGCAGCAGCAGCAACAACAACAGCAACAACGUGCCAUCAUCAAGGGUCCGCCCCCGCUGGUAACCAUCUCCACCGCCUCCUCCCUCAGCACAGCUGCUGCCAAGUCACGUGCGCUGCCCGCCGCCCUGGCCAAGCCCUAUCAGAAGCGAACGCCGCCCACGCAGCAGCAGCAGCAACAACAACAGCAGCAGCAGCCGCCACUUAGCAAAACCAAAUAUGCAGCCAUUGCCACGCCCACAACGCCGCCUCCUCUGGUGCCGACCAGCACGGGCGCUGCUGCUGCCGCCGCCAACAAGGAGCUGCAGCAACUGCGCAAAGGUGCCACGCCCGCAGCAACAACAGCAACGCCCACGCCGCCGCUGGUAAGCAUAGCGCCGGCCAAGCUAACGCCAACGCUCAGCAUGGCCAAGCAGCAGCAGCAGCAACAGCUGCCGCCAGCAGGGGCAGCAACAGUUGGCAAGAUCUCAAGCACCGCUGAUCUCUUUGAUCUGGUCAAGAACUCAAAUGGCGCCAUCAGCAUUGUGGGCAAGACUACAGCCACUGCCACGCCCAUGUGCACAACUCCCGCCCCCAGUCCACUGACGCCGCUGCCCUUCAGUUCGCCCAGCAGCAAUAGCAACAGCAACUGCAAUUCGCAGCAAUCGCAACGCGCCUCGCCCGCACUCUCCACACACUCGUCCAGUACACUGUCUGCCUUUGGCAAAUCCCUGGUGGCCAUUAAGUCGGAGCCCAUGGAGGAGUCAAACACGCCACCGCCUCCAUUGUCCAGCACGCCCAAGCCGCACAGCUUUGCCGGGCAGCUGCCCAACGCACGACGCGUGGAGCCCCACAAGCACGAGCUGCUCGCCGAGUGCAGCGGCGGCGGCUCCAACUCCAACUGCAGCAGCAGCUACACCAGCAGCAGCUCGGUGAGCAGCGCCGCAGAUCUCUCGCUGGAGGCAUCGACGCCCGCCUCGCUCAGCUCGGCGCCAUCGCCGGCGGCGAGCAACAGCAGCAGCAGCAGCCAGACGCAGCAGAUGAGCUCGCCGGAGGGACAUGCUAGCCAGCAGGAUAUGCUCAGCGAGCUGGUCACCUCCUGCAAUUCCAGCGGCACCGAAGACUGCUCCCAGGCAGCCAUAACGCCGCCAGCAGCCGCCGAGGUAGCAACAAUUGCUGCGACUGCCGUCACAACAGCAACUGGCGGCGGCAGCAGCAGCAGCAGCGGCAGCAGCAACUACGACGAGGAGGAUGACAAAUCGGUGGCCUCCUCCGAGACGGCCACGCACAAGCGACUGACGCCCGAAUCCGGCAUUGGCGGCAGCCUCAGCAACAGCGAGAGCAGCAAUUCCAUAGCGGAUGCCAUCUCCUCGAAAUCGGUUUGCCCGCCCGCCUCGGCCAGCAGCAACAGCUGCAACGCCUCUGACAGCAACUCGUUGGCCAGCAAUGCGCCCUCACCCGCCUCGCCCAGCAACACCAGCAACAGCAACGACGAUUGCUCCGCCUCAUCGCCAGCCUGCUUGGCUGUGGCCAGCCCGAGCACCAUGGUGGAUACAACAUUGGCCGAAAGCGCCAGCAAAUUGAUGCCCAAGUGCGCCAUUUCGCCGAUUCUGUCACAGCCCAAGACGAUACGCUUUCCGGCCGGCGCAGGAGCAGGAGCCAAGGGAGCGAAGCGGCAUGAUGGCGUCUGCUAUUGGGACAAGUGCAACAAGAAGCAUGAGAGCAACUCGAAACUCUUGGACCACAUGCAGACGCAUCAUGUCAACACGCAGACGGGUCCCUUCGCCUGCCUCUGGGUGGGUUGUAAGGUGUACAAUAAGGAGUCCUGCUCCCGUCGCUGGCUGGAGCGCCAUGUGCUCUCGCACGGCGGCUCCAAGCAAUUCAAGUGUAUCGUCGAAGGCUGCGGCCUGCGCUUUGGCUCACAGCUGGCACUGCAGAAGCACGUGAACAACCACUUCAAUGCCACGGACAAUGCCAAGGAGAGCACCAGCAAACGCACCUCCGAUCCGCCGGUGCCCAAGCAGCUGCGCAAGAAUGGCAAAAAGCUGCGAUAUCGCCGGCAACCCUUCUCAGCGCGCAUGUUCGACUUCUUCGACACGGGCAUCAUGGAGGGACUGCAGCAUCGGCUGCGCCAGAUCAGCACGUUGACCAACGGAACCCAGGCCAUCACGUUCCAGGGACAGUGCCUGAUGCGGCGGCGCAACAGUCGAGGCGGGAGCGAGUGCUUCGUGCGCUGGUCACCGCGUGAAAUCAUAUCGGAUGAGUGGCUGCCGGAGUGCCCGAAUCGGACACGGCAGCAUACCAAAGUGCUGCACAUCAAGCACAUGCGUCCGGCGGAGAAGACGCGCAUCGACAGUCUGCUGAGCACAGCCUACAGAUUGCGCUACGAUGCGCAGCUCUUUGCGGAUGAUUACAACGUAAACGAGCAGCAGCUGCAGCUGCAGCAGCAGCAGAUGCAGAUAGAGGAGGAGCUCAGCGGCAGUGAUUGUGCCGAGAGCGAUGCUGAUGAGGAGGAGGAGGAGGAAGAAGAUGAUGAAGAUGACGACGACGACGAUGAUGAGGACGACGGCGUCUCGGGCACAAUCAGCUCGAGCAGCGGCACCGUCUCCAGCUAUCAGCAGGUGCUCAGCAUAGCCAAGCUGCAAAUGCAACAGCGACGCAAGCAUCCGCGCAAGCCGCCCAAGGCGACAGCAGCAAUAGCCACAGCCACAGCGACGAUAAAAGUGGAAGAGCUGGUGCCCACGGAUGCUCUGGUGCCCAUUUAGAAAGUAUUUACAAAGCCCACACACACACCCCACACACCCGCAAGGACAAACGAGUAAACAGUGACAAGUAGUUUAUAGAUUUUUUUAUAAGGCCACCCAAACAAACCCAAAACUAUCAUAAACAUGCACACAUACACAUGCAUACUAUAUCAUAAGAUCGUGUAACAUACAUAUAUAUAUAUAUAUAUAUACAUAUAUGCCCGCUCUCAGUUUUUAGAUAAAUCCCGCAAAAUGACCAUAGCAAAUGUAUAUAGAAAUCGCUUCAAUAUCAAACCCAAACAAAUUUUAGAGUUUUUGUGUAAACCCUUGUUUUAAAAAAAAUUUAAAUUCUAUUUUAUGUUGCUGAAGACAAAUAUAUCUAGCCUAUAUACCGCAUAAACUUAAUUAGUUUUAAGCAUAACAUUUUAAACAACUUUAUGUAAAUUGUGAACUGCCUGAGAAAAGAGGAAGAGACCCCGCAGACAAGACUUCUUUAAUCAUAUUUAUCAUCUUCAUUAUAGUUUUAUGUGCUCUAUGCUUAGGCUUUGUGAACGCGUUUGAUUCUUCUAUUGAUUUUCCCUUUAUUUAGACCCAAACAAAAAACAAAACAUUUCAUUGAAUUCCAAAAACUUCCAAAACGAAAAAAAUAAGCAAACGCACAAACAACAUCAACAACAACAACAACAUGAAUAAGACUUGAAGCAUUUAUCGCUAUAUGAUUAAACUAUAAUUAAACGAAUUCAUGUAUUCAAUUCGAAGAGCAAUGCAAAACAGUUUUAAGUUCGUUUAAGCAAAACAGCCGCAAGCGAAAGCAACAUUAAGAAACAACAAAAUAUUAAGUAAUAAUAUUUUAAACAAAUUAAUUUAGUCCAAAUUUUGUAUGUAAUUGUCGUCUAGUUCGUUUUCCGCGUAACUUCUGUGUGUAAAUAUUUAAAAGUAAUUGAUUAAUUUGCGUAAGCAUUACACGUAAACAAUUUGAAUUAGAAAACAAAAAUA
Molecule: messenger RNA, 6254 nt
Organism: Drosophila novamexicana
Lineage: Eukaryota; Metazoa; Arthropoda; Insecta; Diptera; Drosophilidae
Gene: jing
Product: zinc finger protein jing
Exons: 8
Coding region: 45-5279 (1744 amino acids)
Biological process (GO): regulation of transcription by RNA polymerase II
Cellular component (GO): ESC/E(Z) complex
Source: RefSeq, a predicted model, not a curated record